GGAAGGAAGAUGAUGGUGGGUGUGGUGUGGGAACGCUGCUUGCUUCCUCCUCCCUUGUAUAAGCUGCCUUCACUAAUCAAUUUCCGUGUGAACGUCCAAGGCAAAUUCGCUCCAUACAAAUUCGCAUCAUCAAAUCAAAACUCAAGAGAGAAGCAUCAACGCAAAGACAAACUAAAGAUGGAAUCAGUCAAGGAGUUGGCCAUCCGCUGCUUCGAGAUGCUCUGCCCGGGCGCCGACGACGAUUACCACGCCAUAGCCCGGAGGCUCGGCCUGAUGGAGCCCGAUUACGCAGCCCAACGGGCGGAGGCAGCGGCGUUGAAGGCAGCGGAGGCGGAGGCAGCGGCCUCGGCCGCUCGAUGGGACGAGGCCGAUCAUGCCGCCGCCCACGACGGCCUGCAGGCGUUCGCCCUCGGCCUAAACAAGCGCCUCUGUGACCUCAACGCCGGCAGGAGCCACAACCUGGCCUUCUCGCCGUUGUCUGUCUACGUGGCCCUCUCGCUGGGGGCUGCCGGCGCACGAGGACGCACCCUCGAGGAGCUGCUGGCCAUCCUCGGCGCUCCUUCGCCGGACCUCCUCGCCGGCCAUGUCUGCGCGCUGGCCGAGCAGGCCCUCGCCGACCGGUCCCAAAGGGGUGGCCCGCGCAUCAGCUUCGCAUGCGGCGUGUGGCACGACACCACCAUGCCCCUCCGCUCAGCCUACCGUCACGUCGCCACCGAGUCGUACAAGGCCGUCACUCGCGCCGUCAACUUUCUUGACAAGCCGGAGGAGGCAAGGCAGCAGAUCAACGCAUGGAUCGCCGCAUCGACCAACAACCUCAUCCCAUCCAUCCUCAGCCCAGGCACGUUGUGCCACCGCACCACCCUGCUACUCGCCAAUGCCAUCUACUUCAAGGGCAAGUGGAACAAGCGAUUCAACAAAGGGCGCACCAAGGCCGGCAAGUUCCACCGCCUCGACGACACAUCCGUCUACUCGCCCUUCAUGCGCGGCAUCGGCGACCACAGAAUCGCGUGCCAUGACGGCUUCAAGGUGCUCCAGCUCCGCUACGAGCAAGGACGCCCCUUGUCGGGGCCGAUCUACUCGAUGUGCGUCUUCCUCCCGGACGCGCGUGAUGGGCUAUGGUGGCUCACCGGCAAGAUCGCCAGCGACCCCGACUUUUUGCUCAAGCACCUGCCGACGAGCGACGUCGAGGUCGGCGACUUCCGGCUGCCUAAAUUCAAGGUCAACUUCCGCAUGACGAUGAAUAACAUUCUCCGGGACAUGGGGCUCAAGGUUGCUUUCGAGCCUGGGAAGGCCGACAUGUCGGGCAUGGCGGACGACGGCGCGGGGCUGGCACUGCAGGACGUGAUUCACCAGGCCGUCAUCGAGGUGAACGAGGAAGGCAGUGAGGCCGCGGCUGCCACCGUGAUGACAUGUAUGUUCGCUUGUAGUCGGGACCCAGCAGUGGACUUCGUCGCUGAUCAUCCAUUUGCCUUCUUUGUCAUCGAGGAGGUGUCCCGUGCCAUCCUGUUCGCGGGGCACGUCGUUGAUCCCACGAUCAAGUGA
Molecule: messenger RNA, 1542 nt
Organism: Hordeum vulgare subsp. vulgare (domesticated barley)
Lineage: Eukaryota; Viridiplantae; Streptophyta; Magnoliopsida; Poales; Poaceae
Product: serpin-Z2A-like
Exons: 2
Coding region: 10-1542 (510 amino acids)
Molecular function (GO): serine-type endopeptidase inhibitor activity
Source: RefSeq, a predicted model, not a curated record